This is a messenger RNA of Podarcis raffonei (Aeolian wall lizard), 2703 nucleotides long. It is a transcript of the gene SMTNL2, whose product is annotated as smoothelin like 2. Lineage: Eukaryota; Metazoa; Chordata; Lepidosauria; Squamata; Lacertidae. Gene Ontology annotation, cellular component: filamentous actin; microtubule organizing center. The transcript has 9 exons. Gene Ontology annotation, molecular function: protein binding. The coding region runs from base 160 to 1599 and encodes 479 amino acids. The record is from RefSeq and is a predicted model, not a curated record. Gene Ontology annotation, biological process: actin cytoskeleton organization.
CAUCCCUCUCCAGGCCCGGAGCGGCGGCUGGCUGCCCCCUCCCACCUGCCGUCUAUAAAAGGCUGGGUCCGGCUGGGCCGACCAGAGAGGCGGAUGAACACACGGGGCUCUUCGAGGUGCUGCUAGUGUUGUUGGACGCCGGUUGCGCUCCCUGGUGCCAUGGAGGUCAGCGCGUCGCGGGGAGCGCAGUCCUCUUCGGGGUCGUCGCCGGGGGACCUGGCGGACCUGAACGCGCAGGAUGCGGCGACGGUGUGCGAGGCGCUGGGUCGCUACGAGGAGACGCUGCGCGGGGCUGUGCGCGAGAUCCACGUGGACAUCCAGGCCUUCAAGAACGGCGUGGACCGACAGGUGGCCGAAGUGCUGCGCCUGGCCAACCCGCUGGCACACAACGUGGCCGAGCUCCAGCGAGAGAACCGGCAGCUGCGCGCGCACGUGGAGCGCCUGGCCCGGCAGGUGGAGGCCCUCAACCGGGCGGCGGGGCUGCCGGACGCCUCCAGUCCCGAGCCCGAAGCCCCGACGACGACGGCGCCCUGGCCAGGCAGCAGCAGCCGCUUCGCCAGCCACGCCCGGCUCUCCCUUGCCACCAAAAGCCAGAGUUUGGACUUAGAUGAUCUGAGUGACUUGAAGAGCAGGAGAGCCCCUGACUCAGCUGCAUUGGAGAAUGGGCACCACCAGCCCUCCGGAGGCCUGGGGGGGCCUCCUCCUCCUCUCCACCGGCCGAAUUCUUCCCCCGAGGCCCACGAGCCGGCAGUGAGUCUGCGGAUGCCGCACCUUCCUGUGACCUCCGUCACCAGAGUAUCGGAAACCUAUUCGGGAGAAACCACGGGGUCGCCCAUCUCGCCAAACGCUCCCGGAGGGCAGCCGAGCGAGGCUGUGUCGAAAACAUCAAGCCAAGGAGUGAGCGCAGUGAAGAAUUGGAGCAUAAGUUCCACGAGGACCGGAAGCGCCGCCGUCACCUCAGAGAAAUUCUCUUCUGUGACGAAGUCAGUGUCAGCCAUAACCUACGGAGCCCACCAGGCUAGUGAAAGCAUCGUUGCAGACAACCAGCGGGAUGCAGCCCCGAAAUCCCAUUCCCCACCCCCCACGGUCCACAGGCAGGUGGAGAAACGGAGAGAGUUGGUGAGGUCUCAGACGCUGCCCCGGACCUCUGGGACACAGGCCAGGAAGGCCCUCUUCGAGAAGUUUGAUCAGGACAGCGGGAAGGGCAAAGGGGAGGGACGGGCCAAGCUGAAGCGGUCGCAGAGCUUUGGGGUCGCCAGUGCGAGCAGCAUCAAGCAGAUCCUCCUCGACUGGUGCCGAUCCAAAACCAUCGGCUACAAGCACAUCGACCUGCAGAACUUCUCCUCCAGUUGGAGUGACGGUAUGGCAUUCUGUGCCCUGGUCCACUCCUUCUUCCCAGAGGAAUUUGACUACCAAGCACGAGACCCCACCAAGCGCAAGGAGAACUUUGAAGUGGCCUUCAGCACGGCGGAGAAAAUGGCCGGCUGUGACCGCCUGAUCGAAGUGGACGACAUGAUGCUGAUGGGCCGCAAGCCGGACCCCAUGUGCGUCUUCACCUACGUCCAGUCCCUCUACAACCACCUCCGGCGCUUUGAAUGAAGCCAGCGCAGGCCGUGAAGGGAGCUGCCACGGCCGCCUGCCAAGAGGGUUGUGGCGCUGCGCUCGCCGGAGGAGCAAACAGUUGCUUCCUCCCCUGUGCCCACCUCUUCCAGCGUGGCCGUGGAGGGAGGCCCCAGGCGGGCACAGGCUGCCACCGCCCCAGGCCCAGUGCCAGUGGGUUGUGGCGGCAGGGCUUGCUGGUCGAGGCAGAGGUUUCUUGUUCUCUCCAGGCAGCUGAGGCUGGAGGAGGUGCUCAGGCUGCCCUUUCCUCCAUUUGGCACAGCCCCCCAGGGGUGUCUGCCUGUGCCUGGAAGCUGCCUUCAUCAUGUGUGCCAACAGAGCUCAGUGCCACCCUCUCACCCACCCCUGAGCCCUGUUUUCCUGAGUUGAGGUUAGUAGCAGAGGCUGGAUGCCAGGUGCUAGAUGUGGCCAGGGGUUAAGUUCUUGAAGGAACCCCCCAGCCUGUGUGUGUGUGUGUUUGGCAUUGGGCAGCCCAGUUCCGUUUUUACUUCUACUGUGAAGGCAACCUUGCUUCCGCUGCCCAACUCCAAGGUGCAACAGCCCAUGUGGCCAAGCUGAGAGCUGAACAAUUGCCCCAUUGGCCACAGGAGCCACAAGUCAGAUUGCCAAGGCCAGCCUGGUUCCUCUUUGUCCCACUUUCAUUUCCCACUUUCAAGGCAGGCCACGCUGUUUAUAUAUGUGUGUGUGUGUGUGUGUGUGUGUGUGUUCACUCUGUCUUCCUGCUUUGGACAUAGUUGAAGCCAGCCUGAAGACCCCAGGGGGUUAGAGGGCAGAAGACUCUGCAUAGUUCCCCAAAUAUGGAAACUGAGCAGGACUUCUUGUCUCAAACAGCCCCCCUCCCAGCUUGAAAAUGAGCCCUAAAAUUCUGCACCCUGUGGAGGAGGGCUCCUUAGUUCUGCUAGGCACCCGCUACCCCCACCCUGACCCACCCUAAAAAAGGUGCUUCCGGCUUCCUCAGGCCAGCAAGAGCUUUUGGGCUAAGGCUUCCUUGCUGAUAUUUAUACAUACAUAUAUAUAUAAUGCCUGGCUCUGUACAGAUGGCCAUUUCUAAUCCUCUCUCGAUAUAUUAAAAGGCAGCUCUUG